Molecule: messenger RNA, 1464 nt
Organism: Penicillium olsonii
Lineage: Eukaryota; Fungi; Ascomycota; Eurotiomycetes; Eurotiales; Aspergillaceae
Source: the annotation of a GenBank genome assembly
AUGUUCUCCAAAAGACCCUUCAAAGGGCCUCGGCGGUCGACUAGCAACCCCACAUGGGACAACCCACCCACUGCAGACCCUGGGCAUCAAAACCACAAGACUUUGCCGUCUUUGCCCAAUGAUUCGCGCACGUCUUUACAACCUGCGCCAAAGUCAGACGCGAGCAUGCGAUACGACGUUUCACCAGUUGGCUCGCCAAUCCCAGAAUAUGGUCGGCGGGACAGCGAAAGUAGCUACUGUGUGUCGCCUGUGGGGGAUGGAGAGCAGUCGCAUCGCUACCCAGAGUCCCGAGCGACUUCAUCGCCAAGUCCGGUCCACAGGGAAUCCCAUGUGGACACUCACUCCCAAGCUCACCUCCAACCCGUGCAGGAGCCCCGGCGCUUUAUCUCUGGUAAGCCGACGCGUUGGGAUGAUUUCUCAGGCGAAUCGGCCACAGACGAGUUUGGGCGAAUCAGUCAAGUGAGCCCGGGCCCCCGCAGUGUGCCACUUCACAAACCGACAACCUCACAUUCAUCCAAUCUAUUCAAGCAACUCAACCCCAAGAAAAAGAUCUUUGCGGCGCGAAACCGCAUAAGCAGUAUCUCCAAGGCGGAAGAUCUACCAAAGGAAUCCUCUACUAGAAGCCGAUCGUCAUCACGUGGAUUCCCAGUGGAACAGCAUUCCUCCAGACGCAACGGCGGUGUCUCUGACGCGAGUCCGCAGCUUGAGAAUCUCUCUUUCGUCCCUACAACCGUGACCACGAUCAGCUCUGGUGGAGCUUCGGCCUCAAAACGAGUAAGACCGGCAACAGCGGGUGCGCCUAUUCUACUACCCCAGGAAGAUACGCCAGGAUUCCAAUUUGACGACGAGGUUGCAAGCAUGAUGCUCCCAGACGAGCCUGCAAGCCGAUUCAGCGCGACAACGUGUGAUACCACCGCGCCUAACAGCCUGACCCCGAGUCCGCGAGGAAGUUUCCAAUUCGACAAUCGCUCCACGGACAAUUUGUCUACCAGCUCGAUCAUGGACCGACGACGCCCCAUUGCCCCCGUCGGUCUUCCAACCUCGAAAAAGGUCGUCAAUAAUAAUAAACCCCUCCGGAAGCCUACUCCAUCCCAAGUGGCGGAGCAGGGGGAUCAAUUGGCUGUUCAGCCGGCCCCAGGUCCGCCCGAGGAGCCCAAGGAUGCCCAGGGUCGCAUCGAGGCUAUGGAAGCCAAGCGAAAUGACCUCUCUCAACGUCGAUUCAAUUUGGAGACGGUCAUUGUUGAAUUAAUGAAAGUCUUCCAGCCCAACUCUAUCGUGGUGUACGACUCGGCCGCCAAGGCUGAAGUUCAGAAGAGCGUCAAAAGCAUGGAGAAUGAGAUCGCCGACAUCAAGAAGGCAGAGCACGAUCUCGGCAUGAAAAUCGCCCGGGCUUGGCGGCGAUUGGACGAAAGGGAGAACGCUGGCGAUGGAAACAAUCUCUGGGUCAAGCGCGUCACCAGUUAA